AAACACUCAGAAACUGCAGAUAAACUCUUUGAAGAAUUUUUUAAAGUGUGAUAUCAAGAAAAUAAAGAGCCUCUUUCAGGGUUCAUCAGUUGUUUCCUGAUCGUGCAUUUAAAAUUUGAACACAAAAGUGUUCGACUGAACACACUGAAGGAAAAGCUCCAGGAGCAUUAAGUCAGACUGUGAAGCCACAGGAGCGUGGAACAGGUCCGCCCGGUCUGCUCCUCUGCUGCUUUUACUGACGACACACCUGCUGGCCUGGGAGGAGCUGAGACAGGUGAACGCUCCUUAACUGAGAGGGGACACGCCACAAGAGACAAGUCGGAGUGAGAGGAAAGAGGAGAGGAGAGGAGUGAGGAGUUGGAAGAAACACACUCGGACUCAAAUUACAAGAAACAGGCCCGGACAGUCUGCCAAGAUGUCGAACAAAAAGGAAUACAGUCCUGUUAAGAUCAGCAAGACUCAGGCCACCGAUCUGGCUGUGGUGAUUUCUCGCAUGCAGAAGAAUGCAGACCAAGUAGAGAAGAAUAUCCUGUCGUCAGAGCAGCUGCUGAGUGAGGACACAGAGCGUGAUAAGAAGAAGCUGCCCCUGAUCCACCAGAGGGAGAAUGCAGACAACCUGGCGGAGGCUGAGGGGCUGCUGAAGGAUCUCUUUAUGGACGUUGACAAAGCCAAGAGGCUGCAGCACCCGCAGGCCACCGAGAUAGAGCGAGAUGUGAAAAACCUCCAUGAUCGCUGGGUGAAGGACUGUGCCAUCUACAGGGAACUAUAUGCCCAGCCACUAGUUUUGGACCCGAAACAAAAGAUCGGCUGGGGUCCUCUGCUGGAUGAAAAACUGAAACAGCUGAAGGCAGACGCCUACGGCCCCAAUCUGAUCGAUGUAGAGAAGCAGAUAGCAGCACACAACAUCCUGCACCAGGAGAUCGAGGCCUACAGCGACCAGCUGCAGCCCAGCACCACCACUUCACAGGAGCAGUACGACGCCCUCAAAGAGAAAUAUGCCAACCUUUACGAGAGCUCCCAGCAGAGACGCAACCACCUGGCCUCUCUGUACGAGUACGUGCAGAGCUGCAGUAAGGAGCUGGUCUACCUGUCGGGCCAGCAGGAGAGGAUCCUCAAGAGAGACUGGAGUGAUCGCAUGACCGACCCCCCAGGCGUCCGCAUGGAGUAUGAGAAAUUCAAAAACAAUGGACUUCUGGCACAUGAGAGUGAGAUCAACAAGCUGCAGGAGGAAGGAGAGCGUCUCAUUGAAUCCAAACAUCCUGGCAGCUCAACAGUAAAGGCACACAGAGACACUGUGCAGGCCGAGUGGCAAGCCUUCCUCAACCUGUGUCUAGCACAGGAGACACACCUGGACAACAUUGAAGACUACAAGAAGUUCCAGCUGGAUGCAGAGACGUUGUCCGAGUCCCUGGACAGGCUCAGUUCCACCAUGGACCCAAAGUCUCUGGCUGAAAAGAGCAACCCUGAAGUCCUGUUGGCGCUGGAGGGAGAUGAACCAGCAGUGAAGAGGAACGAGCAGCGCCUGGCUGCCCUCAAGGAGCUCAGCAGCAGCGUCGUGCCUCUGAAGCUACGCCGAAUGCGGCCCAGCAAACCCACCACUGUAGUGUCCCUGUGUGACUGGGCCGAUGAAGAUGACACAGUGAGGCGUGGUGAGGUGCUAAACCUCAAGUCCAACGCCGACAAUAAGAACUGGGAGCUUCAGACCAACAGUGGGAGGAUCAGGACUCUCCCUGGUGCAUGUUUCAUGGUCCCACCGCCCGAUGCUGAGGCCCUGGACAAAGUUAACAGUCUCGAGAGAGCGCUGAACGACCUGAAGAGCAAUAGAUCCACACUCAUGGCCUCCUUGAAGAACCCCACUGUGGAGGUGGUCCGGCCUCAGAAGGCAGUUGCUGUUCAAAGUGCUCCAGAGGAUCCCAGAGCUGCAGAGCUUGCCAAGGAACUAGACAGGAUCAACCAAGCCCUGGAUCGGAGCGAAAAAGAAAUCCUGAGUCGACUCAGAACUCCGCUGGACAACCGCAACCCCACACAAGACCUGACAAACAGGCUGCAAGACCACGAGAAAUCUGCUCAGACUGUGAGAAAGCUGGAGUCUGAGAAGUCUGCGGUUCAGAGAGAGAUGGAGCCUAUUUUGGCCAAUAAGCCCCUGGGACCCACUGCCUCCGUCCUGCCCCUUAAACUCAGCACAGCCAACAACAAGCUCGAUGACCUCAACACCCUCAUUGAUCUUUAUAAUAAAAAAGCUACAGCCUCCAUGUAUUUGGAGAAGCAGAAGCAGAAUGUGGAAGGCAUCGUCUCUGGGUUUGAGGAGCAGCUAGCCAAAGAUGGCACCAUUCUUGAUCAACCCAAUGCCCUCCCGAGUCGCAACCAGCAGUUGCAGGCUAUGCGUAAAGAUGUGGCCUCAAAGAAGGAUGAGCUGAAUAAACUAGGCAGAGACCUGGACCUGACAGUGCAAGCAUGCAGCUCCCUGCAGCAAAGUUUCAAUGAAUACUGUCCUGACAUUGGCCGUCAGGAGAAAGAGGUGAAACAGCUGAAGAAUCGUUACACAAAUGUCAAUAAUCAGCUCCAGGAAAGGUCUGGUCUCGUAAAGGAAGCAGCCAAUAAAAACCAAGAUUUCCAGAACGCUGUUCAGUCACUGGAUUUCUUCUUGGUCAAUUUGCCUGAUAAUAAGAUCAAACCCACUGAUGAUGUGGCGGAAAUAACAGCCAAGCAGAAGUCUCAGAAGAGAGUGAUGGAGGACAUCAACAAGAAACUAGGUGAUUUAGAUCGAGUCAAGAAUCUUUCCCGUGAUCUGCAGAGUGUCUUGAAUGAGUAUGAUCUCCGGUCAAACUCCUACCGUGGCACUGUGAUUGAUAGCGAUGAAGAUGACGAUGAUGACGACGAUGAUGAUGAUGAUGAGCCAGUCCCAAAGAAACGUCAAACUUACACUAUGGCUCAGGCUGUACAGAGAAAGGAGAAAGAUCUACUGAACCUUUUCUCUGAGGUGUCUGCAGAAAACGACCAGCUACUCAACCAGUUGGAGACGACAAAGAACAUUAAAGCCAGGAAUGAAGAGAAAGUUAGUCAGGUGGUGGUCACUCAACAGCUGCAGUUACAGAGCCAGAAGAAGGACCUGGAGGAGAGUGACAGUCUGAAAAGAGAUUUAAAUGAGGAGAUUGAAAGGCGCUUACAUGCUGAAAGAGACCUGGAAACAUACCGUAACAGGUUUGUGUCUCUGAGGAGUAGGAGAGGAGUGGAGAGGUUGGAGGAGAAGGAGGUGGUGCAGUACUAUCGUGACCCCAAACUGGAGGUGGAACUACAGUCCCUGCGAAAAAAGAUCCAGGAUGAGGCAGUGAAGAGGUCAAGAACCAAUGCAGAGAUAGAAGUCAUCAAUCAAAGGAUUAUCAAAUUGGAAACACAGCUGAUGCAAAUCGAACCCAGACUGGUGACCAAGGUUCUGACUGAAUAUGAGAAAGACCCGCAGCUUGACAGAGAAGCUGUCAGGAUCAGAGAAGAGAUGCAAAGGAUACGACUGGACUUAGACACAAGAGAUACUGAAAAAAUUCAUGUGAAAACUGAGCUUACGGUUCUGUCUCAGCAGAAACCAAAAAUCAGGGAGAAGGUUGUUAAGAAAGAAGUGGUGAGGCUCGAAAAGGAUCCAGAGAUGCUGAAAGCUGUUCUCACAUUCCAGAGUAACAUUGCAGAGGAAGAGCUCCAGUGCAAGACGCUCAAUGAUAGAAUUUUUAGUGUAAGGAGCGAGAUAAACACACUAGAGAUGGUCAUUCCCACCAUCCAACCCAAGGUAGUCAGCAAGGUGGUGAAGCAAGUACAGCAAGAUCCAGAAACUGUGGAAGAGGCGAAGAAACUUCGAAUUGCCUUGGAGGAGGAGAAAGAUGAGAAUGCUAUCUUGAUGAAGGACCUGACCACCCUUCAGCUGCGUUAUGGUGAGGUGGAGAAGAUCAGGCCUAAAGUCGAGGUCAAGGAGAUCAUCAAUGAGAUCUACAGAGUUGAUCCUGAGACAGAAGUCGAGUUGGUACGUCUGAGGAAAGAGCUGCAAGAUUGCGGCGUUAACCGUACAGAACUGGAGAAAGAAGUCAAGUUGCUGAUGACAACUCUGACCACCCUGCGUGCUCAGAAACCCAAAGUGGAGUACAAGGAGGUGACCCAAGAGGUGAUCAAAGAGGAGAAAAGCCCAGAGGUCACCAGGGAAUUGCAAAGGCUAUCCAACCAAGUUUCCCGGCUGCAAGUCAACUAUGAAAGCAUCCUGGAGCUGCUGACGCGCCUACGUAAAGAAAGAGAUGAGCUGAAAGCUGAAAAAUCCAAGGUGGAGACCAAGCUGGUUAAUAAAGAGCUCAUCAAAUAUGAGAAUGAUCCUCUUCUUGAGAAAGAGGCUGACAGCCUUCGGAGGAGUGUAAGAGAAGAGAUUCACCAACGCCGCAGUGUGGAGGAGUUGCUCUUUGACCUCCAGAACCAAUACAUUGUCCUUGAAAGGCAGAAGCCAGAGGAGAAGAUUGUUAUGCAGGAGGUGGUGCGUCUUCAGAAAGACCCCAAGCAGAUCGUGGAGCAUGACAAGUUGAACAAGAAUCUGGACGAUGAAAUGAAAACCCGUAGGAAGCUUGAAUUAGAGGUCAGACAGCUCAGAGGCCUGAUUCAAGAAAAAGAGAGUACCAUAGCUCAGAUGGACGAUCGUCAGAAGAAGAUUCAAGUAGAGUCCGAGCUCAGGCAGAUCAAAAUGCGCAUUCUGGAACUGGAAAAUGCUCCGCCACCCGUUGAGGAAAAGAUUGUCAUUGAGGAGGUCCUGAAAGUAGAGAGGGACGCUAAGCUGGAAAAACUAACCGAUGGCUUACGCACAGACAUGGAGACUGAGAGCACAAAUAUCAGUCGUCUAGAGAGAGAAAUCCGCAACCUAAGGCUCAAGUUGGAAAUUCUGCAAAAGGAGAAGUCACUUGAGAAGGUGGUUUACAGAGAAGUGGUGCGUGUAGAGAAAGACCCUGCAAUGGAGGCUGAAAGAGAACAUCUAAGAGAGCUUGUAGCGCACGAGAGGAACCUCAGGCGUGAACAAGAGGCCAACACUCAGAACAUCCAAAUCAAAAUUACUCACGUACAGACAUCAAAGUCUGUGACUACUAAGGAGGAGACCACUCUCAAUGCCAACAGAGAUGCUCUGCAGAGAGAGAAGGAGGAUCUCCUCAGACAGCUCAAAUUGUUAGAGUCUCAGAGACAGAACAUCAGCAUAACCUUCCAGCAACAGUCCAAGCUGAUGAGUGAGAGAAACCAGUUUCUACGGCAGAGAAGUCUUAAGACAUCCUCUGAAAUACAACGGCUGGAGAAAGAAAUCCUCAAUGAAAAAGACAAAAUACACCAGAGAGAUGUACUCAUCCUCGAGCUGCUGAACAGCGUCAAGAAAGAGGACCAAACUGAAACUCACACCAGGGAGACAAACCUUUCCACGAGGAUCACCAUCCUGGAUCCAGAAACCGGUAAAGACAUGUCUCCCUAUGAUGCCUACUUGCAGGGGCUAAUUGAUCGCAACCACUACAUUCGCCUGUCAGAGCUGGAGUGCGACUGGGAGGAAAUAACUUCAACUGGUCCAGAUGGGGAUACUACAAUUCUGCAAGAUCGCAAAAGUGGGAAGCAGUACUCUAUCAAGGAUGCCCUGAGGGCUGGUCGUAUGACCCAGUAUGACCUGCAGCGCUACAAGGAUGGGAAACUAUCCAUCGCUGAGUUUGCGCUCCUUGUUGCAGGGGAAACCAGAACACCUGUCAUUCCUCCAAUACCAAUACCAGUUCCAAAGUCACCCACCAGACCUCCCCCAGCCUCUCCCUUGAACUCCAUGCCACCCUCCCUGAGGACCUCCUACCCCAGCCUCAACAGUCAGCACAGUGGCAGUACGAGCAACCUCAAUACUUCAGGAGGUGAAGAGCAUUUCCCCAUCUCUGGUAUUUUGGACACCACCACUGACAGCCGCAUGUCUGUUAGAAGUGCCAUGACCCGCAAACUCAUUGACCCCGACACUGCUUUGAAGCUGCUGGAGGCACAAGCAGCCUGCGGGGGAAUCGUCGAUCUCACCAAAAAGGACAAACUGUCCGUCCACAAGGCAGCUGAACGCGGUCUCAUCGACACAGGUGACAUGUACAAGCUUCUGAACGCCCAGAAGGCCUUCACUGGAGUCGAGGACCCCGUGACCAAGGAGCGUCUGGCAGUGGGACAGGCUGCACAGAAAGGGUUUAUUCCCAAAGAAAAUGCCAAGAGGUACAUGGAGGCACAAUAUCUGACCGGUGGGUUUGUGAAUCCUUCUAAAGCCGGCCGCCUCAGUGUCAAAGAUGCUCUUGCCAGUGAUAUUAUUGACAGCACAACAGCUGAUGAGCUACAAAACGAGGCUUCCUACACGAAAGAGCUGGUAGACCCCAUCACCAAAGAGAAGAUAUCAUACAAGCAGGCGAUGGAUCGGUGUAAGAGAGACGUCAGCACAGGGCUCCUGCUGCUUCCUGCAGCCUCUACUGAUGCUGCAAGUGCCCCGUCAUACUCAAACUAUCGUUUCAGCUCUUCCUACAAAUAAUCUAGAUGUGAAGUUUAGGAUGUUUUACUUGCUGCAGCAACUGGUGCUGGAGGGUGUGUGAUAACGCUAAGUGAUCCAUAGGGCUGACCCGAAUCCUUUAAAGCCUUGAAGCUGCAAUCGUCGCCAUGGUAACUGACGUCCAAAUCCUUAUUUUAAUGCUUAGUUUUUUGUUUUGUUUUUUUCAUCUGUAAACUGGUGGAAGAAGUCGAAAUGAGCAGUCAUUGACCCCCAUUUCAACCAAUUAAAUUGUGACGCGGAAAAGGAUCAGGUGAGACGAACUGCGGACAGGUAUGUGCGGCUGGCAAUUGUAGUGAAUUGCUUGCGUUGCGUCUUGUGAUGCUGUGUGACCCGCGGAGUUUCAAGUUAUUAAUAACUUUCAGAAACAUUGUGUGCAAUAGUCCACCUUCUCUUUCCUCUCUGUAUCAUUCUUCCUCACACACACAGCAGCACCAAGUCCUGCUAAAGUCGCGUUAGGUUCGGGUGGUUGAUUAAUGUAUAUGAGUAUGAUUGAUUACUAUUACCCCUCCCCCUUGCCCAAGUUCCCAUCAAGUCAAUUCAAAGCUUUGAAUAUUUGCGAAUAAUCAGUGCAGCUUCAAAGCCCCAAAAAUGAUAUUCGGGACAACCCUACUGAUUCAUGUAAAGAUAAAAAUGAAAUGUUCGUACACUUUUUGAAAACACUGUGGGGGAAAAAAACAUUCUUGGUGAAACUGUACAUGUGGAUCUGCUUUUUUUCAGUGCUAUAUUUGGGUCUGCUGUAAAAAUGAGGAACAUGUUUGUUUUAUAUGCUAAAUUGUUUUUCAGUGCUCUCAAGCAAAAUCCUCAUUAAACUCUACAAGCCUCA
Messenger RNA from Epinephelus moara (kelp grouper), 7376 nucleotides. Its product is annotated as envoplakin-like. The coding region runs from base 416 to 6535 and encodes 2039 amino acids. NCBI's taxonomy places the organism in Eukaryota, Metazoa, Chordata, Actinopteri, Perciformes, Serranidae. Gene Ontology annotation, cellular component: cytoplasm; cytoskeleton; membrane. Gene Ontology annotation, molecular function: cadherin binding; structural molecule activity. The transcript is spliced from 22 exons. Gene Ontology annotation, biological process: wound healing; intermediate filament cytoskeleton organization. The record is from RefSeq and is a predicted model, not a curated record.